GAUUUUGCGGGGUAAACGACCGAUCUGGAAUGGAUUAUUCGGUUAUGGUCGAUCAGGCUGUGAAACAGUUUUAUGCCGAAGGGAACAAUGAGGUGCAUUUGUGGCUUCUACGGGUGCAGGCUUCUCCAGAAGCUUGGACCUUUGUCUGGGAGCUUCUCGAUCCAUCCAAGUCGUGGGAGGUGCAAUUUUUUGCAGCUAGCACACUACACUCAAAGAUUUCUAAACAUUGGAACGAAGUGCCUAAGAACGAAUAUCCUGCUCUGCAGGAGCGUUUGCUCAAUACCAUAAAGCAACCAAACAUACCAAAGUUUGUUCUGUCGAAGCUUUGCCAGGCAUUAGCCGGAUUCCUGGCAAAUGUCAGUGCUAUGGAAACCGAGGAACCAAAUAAGAAUGUCGUAGACGAACUCAUGAGCAUGCUCCCCUCCGAUUCUCUUCCUAUGUUGGAAUUGCUUUUGAGGACACUUUCUUUGUUACCGGUCGAGUUCGCAAGAAGAUACGAAGGGAAACGAAUCAAAUUGCAUGAACAUUUAGUGAACGGUUGGUGCAAAACGGCCUGGCUUCUGCAACAAGUUUUCUCCAUGUGCAACCCGAACACCCCUGGUACUGACAACGCGUUGCAUCUGUUGGCAAUAGACUGUGCAUUGUUCUGGCUGCAAGUCGGUCAACUGCCUUUAGACGCGACAGGGCAGAUAUAUCAUCAUUUGUUAAUCGCUGCGGCCUACUAUGCGCCAAGCAGGGACAACGCGGAAGAAGAGCAUUCCAAAGGUUGGGAGGCGGUUCACGAAUGCUUGAACAUGAUAGUAACCCGUUGUGAGCUUAGAAACAGGCCACUGACAUUAUGGGAUUGGACGAGAAGCCUGGUGAGCUUGGCCAGACAGUACAAUGGAAAGUAUUUCUGUGAAAUCCUGACCGCCAUCGGAGAGGCGCACAGCCGUAAUUUUUUACUGGCUCUGGUGGAGGAAGGAAACGAGUCACAGAGAUGGACGGCAGAGGGUUUAAUCGAAUUAUUGUUGGAAUGUUCGGAACAAGAGGGACGCUACCCGACAGACGAGACUCGCAGUUGUAUUCCGUUUGGAUUUUGGUACGCGUUACAGGAUGAUAUCGGCACACUUGACCAGCCGUACGAGAGUCACGCUUUGGUCGCUCUGAAACCAAUUUACGCAAGACUGGCGCAAGCAUUGUUGCGAAAAUCCACGCUCCCAUUGUCCCCUAACGAAGCUGGGGACGCUGACGAACGAGAACUCUUCAGGUGUUAUAGACAGGAUGUCGCGGACACGUUGGAUUAUUGUUACAGAGUAUUGAGGCAAGACCUGCUGGUACUUCUCGGACAGCGAUUGAGUCAAUCGUUGCACGGAUCAGAGAAAUGGACGGAAGUCGAGUCAACGUUGCACGCUUUCGAAGCUAUAGCGGACAGCGUCGAUAUAGAAGAAUCGCAUUACAUUCCUGCACUAAUGGAUUUAGUUUUAACUCAUAUCCCAUACGAUCUCUAUCCCGGACAGGUGCUAGCCUGCGUCUGCUCGACAGUGGGAAGGUACGCCGAGUGGAUAGGCGUUCAUCCGGAUCCCUGGCUGGAGAAAGUAUUACGAGUGGUCACCCUAGGCUUGACCAGAGGCUCGGUCACAGCGCCGCUUGCCAGCAUGGCCCUGAAGGAUCUGGCAAGGGAAUGUGGACAACACCUGACACCUUUCGCCCCGUCUAUCCUCACCACCAUUGAGCAAACACUGCCAACGAUUACACCGGGAUGCGGGGAAGGCUUGCGACUGAUGUACGCGGCUGGGAAAUUAUUGAACACCUUGUCCACCGUGGACGAACAAUUGGUCCACCUGGACGCCACGUUAGGCAUGUGUAUCGUAAAGAUCAGGGAGUUAUUGGAGCAACCGUUGUUCGUAGCCCGCGUCGCGGUGACGAACCAAUUGAAAAUGGCCACGAUGUUCUUCUCCACGUUGGAGGAAUCGAUAGGGAAAGCCGUGCUGGACGGGCUGCUACCGAUAUUCAAUCAGAUCAUUCGUCAUCCUGAAUGGAGCCAGGAUAACUCCACCCUGGAGGAGAUGUACGUUUGCGCGCAGAAGUCUUUGUCGUCGUUGUCACGACCGGAAGUGGACGCUCGGCCGCUUCUUCCGAUUUUAGCGACCUCCUACAAGAACUGGCCUCAUCCAGCCGCGUUGGAUCUUCUUCGACAGCUGGUAUUGUUAUUCGGACGGGAUCCCGAGAACGUGAUUGGUCCAAUAUUCGCGGACCUGAGUUCUGUUACUUUAAGUGGUGUCAGAGCUUGCAGAUCGGUACGCGGUAAUCUGUCCGAUUGGGCGGAAUUGAUGGAAGCCUAUUUGGGGCUGUUGGCACAGAUCUGCAAGAAGAACUAUAGGCUAAUAUUGCAAGUACCGGACCAAAUUCCGGAAAUGUUACAGUGUGGGAUCGAGUGUCUGACGUUGCCGGAAACGGGAACUGUUAAAGCAGCCGGAUGUUUUCUGACUCAUGCUAUUAUGCAGAGCCCACAUUUACAAACGUUCAUUCAACCGAUCGGCCAGGAACUCGUUUCAGUAAUCCUGCAUUGCGUGGGUGGGAAGGUACCACGGAGCAGUUUAGACCCUCAUGCGGAAGUCCUGUUGGCAUUGAAUAAAGAAUGCGUGCAAUGGUUGGGUCAUUGGCUACGUGGCGCGUUCGAGAAACACUCGGCUCUGUUUACGGUCCCUCAAGUACAAAAGGUUAAUUUCGUGUCUCUCGUGCAGAAAGAGAGAACGAGCAAGCAACGAAUGAGCGGUAUUCUGAAGGAGUUCAGUCUGCAGAAUUUAGUAACAAAACAGAACGCCAGUUGUGUCAACGAGAGUACUCGAUCAUGAAACCUAACCUAAAUAAAACGCAGCGCGUACACUGUAAAAUACGGUUUGAUCGCGAAUUAAGAAUUAACCAGGGUAAUGUUUAUGUUUCUUUUUAUAAUGCAUGAUUUUAAAUAAAGACUGAUGAUGGACGAC
This is a messenger RNA of Dufourea novaeangliae, 2969 nucleotides long. RefSeq names its product importin-13 (gene cdm). Gene Ontology annotation, biological process: protein import into nucleus. The record is from RefSeq and is a predicted model, not a curated record. Gene Ontology annotation, cellular component: nuclear membrane; cytoplasm. The transcript has 8 exons. Gene Ontology annotation, molecular function: small GTPase binding. Lineage: Eukaryota; Metazoa; Arthropoda; Insecta; Hymenoptera; Halictidae. The coding region runs from base 30 to 2837 and encodes 935 amino acids.